This is a messenger RNA of Meloidogyne enterolobii, 1481 nucleotides long. Lineage: Eukaryota; Metazoa; Nematoda; Chromadorea; Rhabditida; Meloidogynidae. The record is from the annotation of a GenBank genome assembly.
AUCCGUUUAUUCAUUUUAAUUUUUUUAAAUUUUAUUUUAAUAUUAUUUUGCUAAUUCAUUUUCUUUUUUUUAUAGUAAUGGAAAAUUCUAAUGCUGGAGAAAAUGGUUUAUUGGUAAAUGGUGUUCACAAUCCUUCCGUCAAUUUAACUUCAAAUAAUGAUUCUACCAAUCUUUGCAAACCUCAAAACGUCGGAAUUAUUGGAGCAGAAUUUUAUUUUCCAAAAUCUUAUGUUGAUCAAAAAGAAUUGGAAAAGUUUGAUAAUGUCUCUCCAAAUAAGUAUACUUUGGGAUUAGGCCAAUUUGAAAUGGGUUUUUGUCAUGAGAACGAGGAUUCGUGUUCAAUGGCUUUAAGUGUAACUGCUCAAUUGUUGGAAAAUUAUAAGGUUGCUCCUACCUCAGUUGGUUUUUUGGCUGUUGGCACAGAAACUUUGGUCGAUCGAAGCAAGAGUAUCAAGUCAGUUCUGAUGGAUUUGUUUAUGGAAUCAGGGAAUACAGACAUUGAGGGUGUAGAUGAAAAGAAUGCUUGUUUUGGAGGAACCCAAGCUUUGCUGCAUUCUGUUGAUUGGUUAUUGGCAAUUGUUGUUUGUGUUGAUGUUGCUGUUUAUGCUAAAGGACCUGCAAGAAGUACUGGAGGUGCUGGUGCUAUUGCUUUUCUUAUAGGUCCAGAAGCUUCUAUUGUUUUCGAUUGUGGUCUUCGUUCUUUUUAUUCCUCCAACGUUUAUGAUUUUUAUAAGCCUAUUGGAGGUUUUUGUACAGAGUAUCCAAAAGUUGAUGGUCCGAACAGUGUUGGAACUUAUUUGCAUGCUUUGGAUGCCUGUUAUAAGGCUAUUGGCUCCUUAAACGAUUUUCGUGCUGUAUUAUUCCAUUCUCCAUAUUCUCGACUUUGCCAAAAAGCAUUUGCUUGGCUUUCUUUUGUCGAUUAUCAAAGAGAUCUGACUCCAGCUGGGUUCUAUAAUGGUUUGGAAGGAUAUAAAAACAUGUCUUUGGCAGAAAUUCUUCAAUUAGAAAAUGGCAAAACUCGUUCAGACAGCAAGGAUCGUUUUACAGAUAAAACGUUAAAUGCUUGUUCCUUCGAUGCUCAACAUAAAUUAGAUCGUUAUUUGGAAUUUGGACAACGGAUUGGAAAUAUUACUCCAUUUAUGCCUGAUUUGAAUGGUCAACGUAUUUUGCUUUUUUCUUAUGGAAGUGGUUGUGUUGCAGCAAUGUUUUCUUUAACGAUUCGUUUUAAUGAUAAAACUAAAGGCUUGUAUAAUGCUUUAAAGAAAAGUGCUGCAGAAGCUUUUGAUAGAUUACAUGAAAGAAUUAAAUUUACUCCUGAACAAUUUACUAAAAUUUUGGAGAAGAGAGAAGAAAUUGUUAAAAAUGGAGAUUGUUAUCUGAAAAAGAAGGAUUGUGAUAUCCCUAUGUUUUCUGGAGCUUAUUAUUUGAAGGAAAUCGAUGCGUCUUUGCGUCGUUUCUAUGGACGUUGUGAUAAAUAUUGA